AUGUAUUGUUGCCCGCUCGACAUUCCAGAGCUAAGUCAAAUAGAGGCAUCCGCGUGUAGGUUAGCGCUCACCGGCCACAGGCCGCUUGUACUAGUCUCAGCCUACCUCUCGGGGAAUAGAACCUUACUUCAAAGCGACCUAGAUACGCUACUUAACUUACCUUCCGUGAUAAUUGCAGGAGAUCUAAACUGCAAACACGGCUCAUGGGACACCAACAGCAUCCCAAAUAACAACGGAAAGCAUCUCUUUAGCUUAUCCGAUAACCUAAACUUUAGCAUAGUCGCUCCCGCGACUCCCACUAGGUAUCCUACGGUGGACAACUACCGACACGCAUCACCGAGUAUCCUAGAUAUCAUGUUAUUCAAGGAGGUCUCGCUCGACAUCGAGUCGAUAGAGACAAUCCACGAACUAGAUUCAGAUCACAGGCCCGUCCUGUGUAAACUGGGCCAGAACGCCGGCGCGGUCCCUCCGACCAAAUCCGUAGUGGACUGGCAUCGUCUUGAGGUCAAACUCAAGGCCUUGGACCCCCAGGACUUAAUCGAACUACCCGAGACGAUAUCUACGUUCGAUGACGCAAAUCGAGCGAUAGCCAAUCUCCGAGAAACCAUUACUUCCGCAGUCACAGACUCGGAACGGACGCUAGAAGUCAAAGAUCGUGUAUCGGAACACCGACAUACAACGUGGGACAAUCUCCUAGAGGACAUCAAGCCAUCGCACACCGCCUACUGGCGGUUGGCCCGCAGUCUGAAAGCAGACCCCCGCGAAUCUCUACCGCCGUUAGUUAGACCUAAUAGCGCUUCAGUAGCCCUAGAUGACUCCGAAAAAGCCGAAUGCCUUGCGGACAACCUAGAGCAGCAAUGUACGCCAUCUCGCGAACACACCGAUACAGUCCACCUAACGGAGGUGGACCGCGUAAUCGAGACUAGGGCUGCGCUUCCACCGGAAGGCGAACCUUUAAAUUCAGUGACCCCCGAAGAGGUCCAGGAUAUUAUUAAAAAUCUAAAACCGAAAUCCGCCCCGGGCCCAGAUAAUAUCAGUAACAAAAUUCUUAAAGCUCUCCCUGGGCCGCUUAUCUGUUUACUGGCGACCAUUUACAACACUUUACUCUCCAGUUGCCCCUUUCCCGACGACUGGAAAGAAGCCACGGUUAUCGGCAUUCGCAAGCCGAAUAAACCAGCCAACCAGCCCUCUAGUUAUCGUCCCAUCAGCCUCCUCAGUUGCCUGGGGAAGCUCUACGAGCGGCUUUUAUUAAACAGGCUCAAUGAACACGUGUUUACCAACGGCCUUCUGCCGGCGGAACAAUUCGGCUUUCGAGCUAGACAUUCCUGUCCCGAUCAACUAUUCCGCCUAACGGAACAUAUCCUAAAAGGCCUAAAUCACCCUAAACAUAUUAGUACAGGGGCUCUCUUCUUCGAUGUCGCAAAAGCAUUCGACAAGGUCUGGCACAACGGCUUGCUUUACAAGCUGUACACACUCAAAGUGCCAGAUAGGCUCGUACACACCAUCCGGGCCUUCCUAUCAAACCGCUCUUUUCGAUAUCGAGUUGAAGGCACCCUCUCCACAAGCCGCCGCCUCACGGCCGGCGUACCACAAGGCUCCUGCCUCUCACUUUUGCUCUUUACGCUCUACACGAGCGAUAUACCUAAAGACCCCCACGUCAAUCUCGCGCUUUUCGCGGAUGACACGGCGCUCUUUUAUUCAGACCGCAACCUUAGACUACUAACCACUCGACUCCAAAGCGCCGCCGACCGCCUCGGCGACUUGUUCCGCAAAUGGAGAAUAGAAAUAAAUCCCGAAAAGAGUGUAGCGAUUCACUUCACACGAAGUACUUACCCGUCACAUCUUUAUAAUGGUCCUCGCCAAUGCAGAAAGUUGGGGCAAUUAUCCCUUUAUGGCCAACCGCUCCCCUGGGAGAAAAAGGUCAAAUACUUAGGAGUCACUUUCGACUCGCGUAUGUCAUUUACAACGCACAUUAAUAACGUUCGUAAUAGAGCCGCGUUCGUCUCCAGCCGGCUACACAAUUUAACUAACGCUAAAAGUAAAAUGCCCUUAAGGCACAAAUUAUUAUUAUAUAAGACCUGCGUACGACCUAUUAUGUCCUACGCAUGCAUGAUCUUCGCCCACACGCACCCUACUCGCUUGUACAAGCUGCAAAUAGUACAAAAUAAGUUCAUCCGCCAUGCAACCGGUGCGCAGUGGUAUCAACGCAACGUCGAUCUGCACAGCGAUUGCAGACUCCCGAUGAUUCGCGAAUAUUUUAAAGACCUGACCAAACGGUUCUUCGAUAGAGCCGAACAUCAUCCCAACCCUCUGGUGGUAAGCGCAGCAAAUUACCAACCCGACACAAACGCGAACGCCAACAAGCGUCGCCCGCGAAACGUCCUCAUCGACCCGGUCGAGGAAGGGGACUUAGAUAUGCCGGACCCACCGCCGGGGGUCCCGCCGGACAACACUACACCCACAGUUAGUGCAACAACUAAUACACUAGUUCGCCCUCGCCUCCGAGCACGGCGAGACCAACACAACGCGUACACAAGGUACACCCGCGUUCCAGGGCGGUUCUCACCGCUCGCAGCCACCGAU
This is a messenger RNA of Iphiclides podalirius (scarce swallowtail), 2583 nucleotides long. Lineage: Eukaryota; Metazoa; Arthropoda; Insecta; Lepidoptera; Papilionidae. The record is from the annotation of a GenBank genome assembly.